Molecule: messenger RNA, 447 nt
Organism: Fraxinus pennsylvanica
Lineage: Eukaryota; Viridiplantae; Streptophyta; Magnoliopsida; Lamiales; Oleaceae
Source: the annotation of a GenBank genome assembly
AUGAAGCAUUUGAUUUCUGAGGCUAGAGAUGGAGAAGGUCUGGUUGCUCAUGACUUGUUUGCUACAUUUGAAACUGUUUUCAAAGGUGUCGUGGUUAUGAAAAACAAUGCAUCUUGUCGGGUUGCUAGAAUUGGCACAGUCAAAUUGAAACUUUUGGAUGGGACAAUUAGAACACUUGGCCAGGGUUGUGCAGAAUUUAUAAGAGUCAAUCAGCACAAGUUCAGCACCAUGGUGGACAUUCUGUUAGGUACAAUACCUUUAAGAGCUCAUAAAUGGUCGGAUUUGAAGAAUACAGUUCAGUGGAGUUCAGGAGAUAUAGAUAAUGCCGCUUUGUUACCAUCACCUGCGGUGUCAUUGUAUUCAAUUGCUAGGGAUGGACACAAUAGAAAAGGAUAUGUUGAUGCUGAUUUUGUUGAACAUGCUUUAAGUGGAGUAGAAGGUGUAUAA